Messenger RNA from Siniperca chuatsi (mandarin fish), 1754 nucleotides. RefSeq names its product annexin A2-A-like. Gene Ontology annotation, molecular function: phospholipase inhibitor activity; calcium-dependent phospholipid binding; cytoskeletal protein binding. The transcript has 13 exons. Lineage: Eukaryota; Metazoa; Chordata; Actinopteri; Centrarchiformes; Sinipercidae. The record is from RefSeq and is a predicted model, not a curated record. Bases 559 to 1575 code for a protein of 338 amino acids. Gene Ontology annotation, cellular component: cytoplasm.
UAGCAUGCUAGUUUGGUAAAAUCACGAGGUGCAGAAUCGUCCAAUAUGAACAGAAUUCCUACGAUAGUGGACUGGUCCACAUAGAGAGGACAAUGAGCUCCCGGGUGUCCAGAGAGACAAUGAUCAGCACACCUAGUCAUUAACUAUCACUUGUGAAGUAUCAGCACUGUUGCUAUGGAGACCUACAGUUUAUCAUACCUUGAGCUCUGAUUUAGCAAUGUGCUUGAACUGUUACAGAUGCCCCCGUUUACUGUUUUAAUGGACCAACUAUUCAGAAACCACUAUUGUCUCUGAGCUUGCAAUAAGGCAGAAAGCAGGCGAGGCGAUCUGAGCCUCAGUGACGAAUUUAUGCCCAUGUGUUCAGUCUGUAUGUGUAAAAGUCUCAUCCACUGAGUCAUCCAGGCAGUCAGAUAGGGCAGAGAGGAGUGUGUGUGUGUGUGUGUGUGUGUGUGAGUCAGCUGGUAUUUAACACCACACCCAGUCCCGUCCCGGACCAUAAAGGAGCUGCUGCUGCUGCUCGCUGCCUCACUGCUGCUGCUUCUCUGAAGAUCGACUAACAUGGCGCUGGUGUCUGAGUUCCUGGGCCAGCUGACGCUGUCGUACGGAGCGGAGGCGGAGCCCACAUUCCCCACCGUGGUGCCGGUACGAGACUUCGACCCGGCCAAAGACGCUGCCAGGAUCGAGACGGCCAUCAAAACUAAAGGUGUAGACGAACAGACCAUCAUCGACAUCCUGACCAGACGCAGCUACGAGCAGCGGAGAGAGAUUGCCUUCGAAUAUGAACGGCUCGCCAAGAAGGAUCUGGUCACAGCCCUGAAGGGGGCGCUGUCCGGCUCUCUGGAGGCUCUGAUGUUGGGUCUGAUGAAGAGCACUGCUCAGUACGACGCCUCCGAGCUCAAAGCCUCCAUGAAGGGACUGGGAACAGACGAGGAGACCCUCAUUGAGAUCGUCUGCUCCAGAAACAAUGAAGAACUGGUGGAGAUCAAGAGGGUUUACAAAGAGACGUUUAAGAAGGACUUGGAGAAAGACGUAGCAGGAGACACAUCAGGAGAUUUCGCCAAACUGCUGCUGGCUCUGGUUCAGACAAAGAGAGAUGAACCCUCUAAUGUGGUUGACUAUGAGAAGAUUGACGAAGACGCCAGGUCUCUGUAUGAAGCCGGGGUGAAGAGGAAGGGAACCGACGUGGCGACCUGGAUCGCCAUCAUGGCUCAGAGGAGCGUCCCCCACCUGCAGAAAGUGUUUGAGAGGUAUAAGAGCUACAGUCCGUACGACAUGAAGGAGAGCAUCAGGAAGGAGGUGAAGGGAGAUCUGGAGAAGUCCUUCCUCACUCUGGUGGAGUGCUUUGAAAACAGGCAGCUGUACUUCGCCAACAGACUCAGUGAAGCCAUGAAGAGUAAAGGAGCGAAGGAGAAGGUGGUGACCAGGAUCAUGGUUUCUCGCUGUGAAGUCGACCUGAUGAAGAUCAGAACAGAGUUCAAGAAGCAGCACAAAAGAUCCCUGUACCAGACCAUCGCUGAGCACACUAAAGGAGACUACCAGAAGGCUCUGCUCAGUCUGUGUGGAGGAGACGACUGAGGCCUCAACUCUGUCUGGACUCAGUUUCCCAGAAGGCCGUUGGGUUUGAAAUGUCAGCUGACUGCAGAUCUUCUUACAGUAUUAGAGCCUUUUUGUAUUUACUUCCAUAUCAAACAGCUCAUGUCACCUCCAUCUCUCGGAGCAGCUUCAGUUUGUGAAAUAAAAACUUUUCAGCUGUU